GAGGCGGAGCCACGAGGGAGGCGGGGCCUGGCUGGCAGGCGACCCCGCGGGAGGUUCUGGAAACGCCGCGAGCUGCGCGUGUCCAGACAGCCCUUUCUGACCAUGAAACUCCAGGUGUCCACGUUGCUGAUGGCCUGGUUUGGUGUCCUUAACUGUGUGCAGGCUGAAUUCUUUACCUCUAUUGGGCACAUGACUGACCUGAUUUAUGCAGAGAAAGACCUGGUGCAGUCUCUGAAGGAGUACAUCCUUGUGGAGGAAGCCAAGCUCUCCAAGAUUAAGAGCUGGGCCAGCAAAAUGGAAGCCCUGACCAGCAAGUCAGCUGUUGACCCUGAGGGUUACCUGGCUCACCCUGUGAAUGCCUAUAAACUGGUAAAGCGGCUGAACACAGACUGGCUUGCACUGGAGGACCUUGUCCUGCAAGACUCGGCUGCAGGUUUUAUUGCCAACCUCUCAGUGCAGCGGCAGUUCUUCCCUACUGACGAGGAUGAGUUGGGGGCCGCCAAAGCCCUAAUGAGGCUUCAAGACACCUACAAACUAGACACAGCCACGAUUUCCAGAGGGGAACUUCCAGGAACCAAAUAUCAGGCAAUGCUGAGUGUGGAUGACUGCUUUGGGAUGGGCCGCUCAGCAUAUAAUGAAGGGGACUAUUAUCAUACGGUGCUGUGGAUGGAACAGGGGCUAAAGCAGCUUGAUGCUGGGGAGGAGGCCAGCAUAGCCAAGUCCCAAGUGCUGGACUACCUUAGCUAUGCUGUCUUCCAGUUGGGUGAUCUGCACCGUGCCCUGGAGCUCACCCGCCGCCUAUUGUCGCUUGACCCAAGCCAUGAGCGAGCUGGAGGGAAUUUGCGGUACUUUGAGCGGUUGUUAGAGGAAGAAAGACAUAAACCAUUGUCAAAUCAGUCAGCAGUGGCACUAGCAACCCAAGAAGGUGUCUAUGAGAGGCCUGUGGACUACCUGCCUGAGAGGGAUGUGUAUGAGAGCCUUUGUCGUGGGGAAGGUGUCAAACUGACCCCGCAGAGGCAGAAGAAGCUAUUCUGUAGGUACCACCAUGGCAACAGGACUCCACAGCUGCUCAUCGCCCCCUUCAAAGAGGAGGAUGAGUGGGACAGCCCACACAUUGUCAGGUACUACGAUGUCAUGUCUGACGAAGAAAUUGAGAGGAUCAAGGAGAUCGCUAAACCCAAACUUGCACGAGCCACUGUUCGAGAUCCUAAGACAGGCGUUCUCACUGUUGCCAACUACAGGGUUUCUAAAAGCUCCUGGCUGGAAGAGGACGAUGACCCCGUUGUGGCCCGUGUAAAUCGUCGUAUGCAGUACAUCACAGGAUUAACAGUAAAGACUGCAGAGUUAUUGCAGGUUGCAAAUUAUGGAAUGGGAGGACAGUAUGAGCCACACUUUGACUUCUCUCGGCGACCUUUUGACAGCGACCUCAAAACGGAGGGGAAUAGGUUAGCGACGUUUCUUAACUAUAGUGAUCACCAAGAUGCUUUCAAGCGUUUAGGGACUGGGAAUCGUGUGGCUACAUUCUUAAACUACAUGAGUGAUGUAGAAGCUGGUGGUGCCACCGUCUUCCCUGAUUUGGGUGCUGCAAUUUGGCCUAAGAAGGGAACAGCUGUAUUCUGGUACAACCUUCUGCGGAGUGGGGAAGGUGACUACCGAACGAGACAUGCGGCUUGCCCUGUGCUUGUGGGCUGCAAGUGGGUGUCCAAUAAGUGGUUCCAUGAGCGAGGACAGGAGUUCUUGAGGCCUUGUGGAUCAACAGAAGUAGACUGAUGGAUGUCCUUUUCUGCCUUUCCCCUUCCUGGCCCUACAAGUCAUCUUCAAGUUCAGCAUUACAGACACCUUUGUAUGUUUGAGCUCCUAUCAGGCAGGUCUUUGGACAAGUCAGUGUUUGUCUGAAGUGGAGAGAGAGUGUACUGGGCCAAGUCCUGGAUGACCUGGGUCCCAGCUUCUGCAGUUAGCCUCUGCUGUCUCUGGCCCCAAGAAUAGCAUCAGAGUGGCUGCAGCAGAGCCAGACUGUCUAGCACCUAGGAAGGUGCCUUUGUACCUCAGAUGUUUUAAGUAUGAGAUGUUUCAGUGAACCAAAGUUCUGAUACCUUGUUUACAUGUUUGUUUUUAUAGCAUUCUAUCAGUUGUAGCUUUAACCAAAAAAUAAAAUAAAAUGUCCCUGUCAGAAGUCUUAAAGAGCCUUAUGUGGAGUAUUUUUUUAAGACUCAGGAGGCUUCACUGUGUUCACCAUUUCAUAUGCAUUGUUUUGGUGAGGGCAGAGUCUGGAUAAUGAGUGGUUUAGCAGCAAAACCCUAUUCUUGGGUUCUAGACCUGGUUUCAGCACUGUGUCUGCUUCAAGCUUUAGUGUCCUUUUCUUUAAAGUGCAGGUAUCUCCCAGAGAAUGUAGAGCGGGUAUGUUCACAAUUGGGAUGCGGUUGUUUGACGUUUCUUCUUUUUUUUAACUUUGAGAUGUACACACAAAAUUGUUGAUAGCAUAUAGAUGAGUCCUUUAAAGAAUGUGAAAGCAAGCAGGAACACCUCUGCUACCACCAGCUGAUUGGAGAUAUACAUUUUCUGAUCAUUACCUAGGCCGCUACUCAGAAGCCUCUCCUGGAUCACAUCUUUCCUCCCUUGGCAC
Molecule: messenger RNA, 2623 nt
Organism: Castor canadensis (American beaver)
Lineage: Eukaryota; Metazoa; Chordata; Mammalia; Rodentia; Castoridae
Gene: P4ha2
Product: prolyl 4-hydroxylase subunit alpha 2
Biological process (GO): peptidyl-proline hydroxylation to 4-hydroxy-L-proline
Cellular component (GO): endoplasmic reticulum
Molecular function (GO): L-ascorbic acid binding; procollagen-proline 4-dioxygenase activity; protein binding
Source: RefSeq, a predicted model, not a curated record